AUGCUUUCGUUGUCAACAUCAAUUGUUUCUCUUCAUAGUUAUGUUGGGUCUCAUAAUAAUGAAAAGAAAUCAACGAAAAAAUCUGAUACAAAACCUUCUAUUAUUUAUUUUCUUGCUUUAUUUUAUACAUUUUUAUCACUGGGAUUUGGUGCCGGUCUUUUUGGACCAACAUUACUUAAAUUUGUUGAACAAACAAAAUCACCAUUAGAUCGUGUUAUUUAUAUAUUAUUUACACGUUCAAUUGGUUAUUUAAUUGGUACUCUCAUUGGUGGAAUUCUUUUUGAUCGUUUUCCACGAUUUGGUCGAACAUUUUUAAUAUUUACAGUUUUUAUAAUGUGUAUAACAACACUAAUUAUUCCAUUUAUGUAUCAUCUUAUAUUAAUGAUUAUUGUCCAUUUCAUGUGGAGUUUUGCAGGUGGUUUAGUUGAUACUUUAACACAAAUUUUAACUAUACGUCAUUAUGAACAAAUGAAUGUUAAUCCAUUUUUACAAGCACUUCAUGGUGCAUUUGGUAUUGGUGCUUUUUUUUCGCCAUUAAUUAUUGCACCAUUUCUUCGAAAAUCAAGUCCUAUUGAUCAAUGGCAUUAUGCAUAUUGGUUAAUUGGUCUUUUACAUAUACCUAAUGUAAUAUGGCUUUUAAUUUAUGCUAUACGUGAUGAAUUUUGUUUAAGAAAAAAUCAAGAAAUUGUUUUGGAAAAUAAAGAAUUCAUUUCAGAGAAUACACAAAAUGAAACAAUUAAUAUUAAAUCUGAUGAUCGAACAAAAUCAUCUGAAAAUUAUGUAAUUCUUGGUUUAAUGACAUUAUUUAUUCUUGUAUAUAUUGGUGGUGAAAUAGGUUUUGGUUCCUAUAUACAUACUUAUGCAAUUUUACAAUUACAUUUUGAAAAAGAUAUAGCUGCAUAUCUUAAUUCUGCUUUUUGGGCAUCAUUUGCAUUCAGUCGUCUUUGUGGUAUUCCAUUGUCAUUAAAAUUUUCUCCAUUACAAAUGCUUAUUUCAGAUUUAAUUGGUAGUAUUGGUUCAAUAUUAUUAUUAUUGAUUUUUAAUAAAUCAUCAUUGGUUUUAUGGAUUGGUUCAAUUUUUUUUGGAAUAUCUGCUGGAUCAAUUUAUGCAUCAGUAAUUGCCUUUAUAGAAAAACAAAUAUCUUUAACAGGGCUAAGAAUGUCAAUUUUAGCGGUUGGUGGUUCAGCUGGUGAUGCAACUAUUCCAUUGCUUAUUGGUUAUAUGAUUAAUCCAAAACUUUUAGGACCUAUAGGUUUUAUUUUUAUUUUAUUUGUUGUUGUUAUUUUAGCUUCAUUAAUUUUUGGAUUUACUGUUAUAUAUAUUAAAUAUCAGUCAAAAAAAAACAAAAAUACUGAUGGAUAA
This is a messenger RNA of Rotaria sordida, 1362 nucleotides long. Lineage: Eukaryota; Metazoa; Rotifera; Eurotatoria; Philodinida; Philodinidae. The record is from the annotation of a GenBank genome assembly.